This is a messenger RNA of Beta vulgaris subsp. vulgaris (sugar beet), 918 nucleotides long. RefSeq lists its product as uncharacterized. Bases 1 to 918 code for a protein of 305 amino acids. The transcript has 3 exons. NCBI's taxonomy places the organism in Eukaryota, Viridiplantae, Streptophyta, Magnoliopsida, Caryophyllales, Amaranthaceae. Gene Ontology annotation, molecular function: nucleic acid binding. The record is from RefSeq and is a predicted model, not a curated record.
AUGGGGUCAGCAGAGGAGGGAGGGGAUUUUGGCCUUCAAGAGCUGCUGGAAAUAGAAGGCAUGGAGGAUGAGUUGCUGAUGCAUGAGAUGUGGACACAUUACAACAGUGAAGAUGACACAGAGGAUGAUGAUGAUGGAGGUACAGCAGCAGCAGAUGGCAGUGAAUCAGAGCAACCAAAUCACCAAGGUAACCCAGAACAACAAAACACAGAAAUAGACCACAAUUCCAAGAGGUUUAAGAUAAAAGCCAUGUUCAUGUGUGCCACAUCUAGACCUAUUAAGGACAGUGAGGGAAGGAUGAUACAUGAUGGGAAAUUUGGUAUCUACCCUUUUGUUGAGUAUGCAAGAGCUAAGUAUUCAACAAAAAACAGAAGGGCAGGUACUAUGUUGACAAAGGCAAUUGAAAGUGUUACACUACCAGUUAUGAGGGAUAUGAUAGUUAACACUAUCAUACCUGCCAUAAUGAGGAAUUGGCCAGAAGACCCACAAUUUAUUGCAGCAGCAACUCAGAAUGGAUUCAAUAUCCAACUCAUCAAUCAGCCAGCUCAGUCCCCUGACUUAAAUGUGCUAGACUUGGGGUUUUUUAGAGCAAUUCAGGCACUACAAUAUCAAUCAUUUCCUAAGAACCUAGAUGAACUGAUUUUAAGAGUGCAGGACUGUUAUGAUUUCUUUGACCCAGAAGUUUUGAAGUACACUUGGUUGCAAUUACAAUAUGUUAUGGUAGAAAUACUAAAGUGCAAAGGGGGGAACAAUUUCAAGAAUCCACACCAUGCAAAGAGAAAGUUAGAGAGAUUGGGAUUACUUCCAGAAAAUGUAACAGUGGACCAAGCUGUGAUAGAUGAGGCAGUUACAUACUUGAAUGAGAGGUUUGUGAAUGUAGGAGAAGCAUUUGACUACUUAGAUGCACAUCAAGAGUAG